GAUUCAUGAAUGGCAAGCCAUGUAAAGUCGUAAAAUGAUCGUAGAACGAUAUGGUAGAACUCCGUGUUUUGGCAGAUUUGACUAUUAAACACGUUCGUCGUUCUUCCUUUUAUUUUCUACCGGGCGAAACGUGAAUUUCUUGAAUCUGUUUGUACUUAAAUUUCCUUUUCGUCGUCGAGUGUGGUUUGGGCAGCAGCGACAAUGAGCCAGAAGAGUGAGGCACGGAUGCCUCUUGUGGUGCGCGUGAAGCGCUCGGCCGAUGAGGAGCCACUGGACGUGCUGCGUCUACGUCCGCUCCCUUCCAAGUUGGCACGCGGAGACCAGGGCGCCUUUGAACUGCACAGUCUCCAGUUCAAACAUGCUGGGACCAUUGCUGGCUCGGAAUCCAUAGCUUCUUCCACGGUUAACCUGAUGAAAAAUCUUCCUGCGAGUCUUCAUAGCGAGCUGCCCGUCGGCAUGCUCAACGAGCCAGUGCGGGCGCUGAGUAUGGAAGAGCAGUUCGACAUUCUGUGCGAAUUCCGUCAGGCGGCGGACAAUACGAAGAACAAGAAAGCGCAGCAAAUGUUCAUGGUGACGAGAAAAUUCCGGCCUGUCGCGGUAGACGCACUAGGCUCGCUGGCGCAACAGAUGAGGCAGUCGACCUUACAGCCCCCUGCGGAGGCGGCUGGGGUGGGAGAAGGCAGCAACGGAACGCCAGCGGCGCAGGAUGUGGAGAUGGCGUACGCGGUGUGCGAUUUGCAGCAGCUGGGACACUCCGAGAAACGGUGCAAGCGUGCCCGCACAGACGGGGGAGGCGCUCAGACGACUGACCAGCAGAUGUCCGGCAUUACGUGCAACGACGAAGAACUGAUUCGAGAAUCAACGGAGAAUCUCGACACGGUCUACGACAUUUAUGUUCUCCACCACCAAGCUGAUAUUGGAAGCUCGGGCUCGGCGUUUUACCAGGACGUGAAUCAUUUCCUCAGCGACACGGAAGUCAUCCUUGGCACUAACUCUGACAACGUGCUGUGGAGCGACGCCGCGGAGAGUGCGCGGGUCAUGCAGGAGGAGCUGUUGGAUGAGGAAGACAGCAACGAUGAGAACAAUUGGCGCAACGAUUAUCCCGAUGAAACCUCGGAAGAUUCGUCAGACGACGGAGAAAGUGGAAACGAGGAGGAUUACUACGGAUACAUGGCACAUGAUCAUGACUAUUUUGGUCAGAAACUGCACCGACGGCAGAGAAUGGACGAAGCGGAUAGCGACGAGGAAAAUGCCGCUGAAGGAGAGGACAAUGAGGGUUUUUAAACUUUGACUAACUUUUACCUGUCGCUAAGUGGUAGGUCGCUGGCACGGAGGAAAAGAACAAUGCUGCGUUAAGCCCCCUUUCAGUCGACUGUUUGUGGUUAGACUCAGUUGUUAUCUUUAUGAAGAUGCUUUGCGAUAGUCUUUUUUGAAAUUCUUUUUUAUAUUGAUACAUUUUCCGAUAGUUGUGUAUUUUGUUGCUGCAUGAGAGAAUUGCGAGAAUGGAAAAACGAUUAUCAGUAACGACGUUUUGCGGUCGUGCUUCGAUUGUGUUCGUAAUCGUUGCGUCAUUGCGCAACGAUUAGUUACAGUUUGCAGUUCGAAGAAUACCAUGGUUACAGCGGAA
Paramacrobiotus metropolitanus is the source of this 1627-nucleotide messenger RNA. RefSeq names its product probable RNA polymerase II nuclear localization protein SLC7A6OS. Gene Ontology annotation, biological process: developmental process. The record is from RefSeq and is a predicted model, not a curated record. Bases 202 to 1284 code for a protein of 360 amino acids. The transcript has 5 exons. Lineage: Eukaryota; Metazoa; Tardigrada; Eutardigrada; Parachela; Macrobiotidae.